UGGCCCGGCGCAAGAGCCGCCCCCCAGCCGGGCGGGGAAGCGGGAGGGCGGCCACUGGCUCCGCCUCACUCCCCUCUGACCCGGUGUCUAGUCUCUCCGUCUUCCUGUUCCAAACCACGUGGACGCGCUGGGGGACGGCGGGGUUGUGCGUCUAAGGGAGGCAGCCGGGGCCACUAUCGCCGCUUGCAGCCUGGGUCGCGAUCCCCUUACCCGUCCGAAGUCGCCGCGCCCAGAUUGUCCGUGCUUUUGCCGAGGGCGCGCACAUGGCGACCCAGGCGCACUCCCUCAGCUACGCGGGAUGCAACUUCUUGCGCCAGCGUCUGGUCCUGUCCACCCUGAGCGGGCGUCCAGUCAAAAUCCGAAAGAUUCGAGCCAGAGAUGACAACCCGGGCCUCCGAGAUUUUGAAGCCAGCUUCAUAAGGUUAUUGGACAAAAUAACUAAUGGUUCUCGAAUUGAAAUAAACCAAACAGGAACGACCUUAUAUUAUCAGCCUGGCCUCCUGUAUGGUGGAUCUGUGGAACAUGAUUGUAGUGUCCUUCGCAGCAUUGGCUAUUACCUGGAGGGUCUUCUUUGCCUGGCUCCAUUUAUGAAGCAUCCUUUAAAAAUAGUUCUGCGAGGAGUGACCAAUGACCAAGUUGACCCUUCGGUUGACGUUCUUAAGGCAACAGCACUUCCUCUGUUGAAACAGUUUGGGAUUGAUGGAGAAUCGUUUGAGCUAAAGAUUGUGCGACGAGGAAUGCCUCCUGGAGGAGGAGGUGAAGUGGUCUUCUCUUGUCCUGUAAGGAAGAUCCUGAAGCCCAUUCAGCUUACUGAUCCAGGAAAAAUCAAACGUAUCAGAGGAAUGGCAUACUCUGUCCGUGUGUCACCUCAGAUGGCAAACCGGAUUGUGGAUUCUGCAAGGAGCAUCCUCAACAAGUUCAUUCCUGAUAUCUAUAUUUACACAGACCACAUGAAAGGAGUCAACUCUGGGAAGUCUCCAGGCUUUGGGUUGUCACUGGUUGCGGAGACCACCAAUGGCACCUUCCUCAGUGCUGAACUAGCUUCCAAUCCCCAGGGCCAAGGGGCAGCAGUGCUUCCAGAAGACCUUGGCAGGAACUGUGCCAGGCUGCUGCUUGAAGAAAUCUACAGGGGUGGAUGUGUGGACUCAACCAACCAAAGUCUGGCUCUAUUGCUCAUGACCCUUGGACAGCAGGAUGUUUCCAAAGUCCUGCUAGGACCACUCUCCCCUUACACGAUAGAGUUUUUGCGGCAUUUGAAGAGCUUUUUCCAGAUUAUGUUUAAAAUUGAGACCAAGCCAUGUGAUGAAGAACUCAAAGGUGGGGAUAAAGUGCUGAUGACCUGUGUUGGCAUUGGCUUCUCUAACCUUAGCAAGACCCUCAAGUGACACUGUGACAAGAUAAGGCCCCAUUACCUGCAGACAAAGCAGAAGCUGCCAAGGACACCAAAGAGAUAUAUUUAUAUCCAGGACAGGAUACCCACUUAUAUUUUAAGAACGUUCUUAAUUUUCCAUCAACAAUAUCAAUAUAGAAAUAAAAGACGCCUUCUCACCAUGUGGUUUCCAGCCAUUCCUCCGGUGACAGUGACAUUGACAUUGACAUUGACAUUCCUCAGGCUUGGUCCCGUAGAGCCGACCUGGAGGAAGAGUACCCUCAGGACAUGGUUCCGAUGCUAGUCCAGAAUCACAGCAGCAUUUCUCUUCUUCCUCAGCUUGCACCCCUGGACUUCUGUCCCGUGGAGUCUGUGACUGUUCUUUCUUCAAGGACUUACCCCUUUGAGCUUGGUUUCUGUUGUAGGAACCAAAUGUGGAAGCUCUUAGUGCAUCAUGUAACGCUAUGCAAAUGUCACAGUUGCUAUAUUAGACUGUUUUGUCUCGUUUUCUGAAUGGGUUACUAUUAUGGACACAUUCUCUUCUCUGCUGAUUCGUUGUAUGUAUGAGGGAAUGGGUGGCUGGGCUGGGGAAAGCAGUUAGGUGAUGUGUGUAGAUAUUUUCUGUAUCCUAGGUGUGCCACAGAUUUUCUUAUUUUAUUUGUUCAGUAGCCCUAUGAUUGUAAAUUAUAAUCUCCACACAAAAACAAGGUAUUUUGUUCCUUUAAUAUUUAUAAUGUGAAAACAUUAGGUCUCCUGUUUUAAAGUCUAAGUGUAACAGUCAGGGUCUGGGAUACUGCCUUUUUGUAAGUACAUAGGCUAGCAGAUGACAUGAACCUGUUUAUUACUACUUAGUAAGCAGCAUGAGUUUUGUGUUUGUACUGGUUUCUCCUGUUUUCCAAACCCUCCAGUGCACAGAGGGGGGACCAGGUAGAUGCCAUGCAUGCAGUGGGUUUGCGUCACAGCCGAGGGACACUUGUUCUUGAGAACUCUUUCUCUUUUGUAGCAAACCUGUUCAUUGUUCCACUUGGACACAUUACUUCAUCCUUUAAGAUAGCUUGUGACAAACAGUUCUGAGAAAGGACUUGGGUAAAGGCCUCCCUAACAAGAAUGUGCAAGAAUGCUCAGGACAAUGGAGGAUUGCUCUGACCCACUAGUAGAUCCUACAUUUGGCCAUAUACAUGGUUGUGGUUGGAAGAAGGGAAAGAUCUAAUGAUUUUCUCCACCUGGGGUGGGCUUUUGAAGUAAGGAAUGAUCCUUGCCUCACCAAUUGUUCUUGGUACCCUUGUCUUUUUCAGUGAAAGGGGUCAGAGAAAGGCUGUGCUCUGGUGACUGUGGGAGUAAGAGAGGCUGUGUAACAUUCACAACUGAGGCUCUCUACUGUGAGCUUUCUAUAUUGUAUCGAUGUUCCGUUGGUGCAUAACAAAUGAUCACAGUCUUGGCAGCUUAAUAUCCACUUGCCAUGUGACAGUUCUAUAGGAUAAACAUGAGGCAGGUGUGGUUGGAUUCUCUGCAUGUGUCUCAUAAGGCUGGGAUGGGCUCUCAUUUGAAGGCUCUGGGAAAGAAUGUACUUCCAGCUCAUUCAGGUUGUUGGUGGAAUUCAGGAUAUGGGGUGGAAGUUCCCAUUUCUUUGCUGGCUAUCAGUUGCAGACAUCCCUCAUCUUACAAAAGUUGUCCACAUUUUUGUUCACUCCGCCCCUCCAUUUUAAGCCAGCAGUGGUGCAUCGGAUCUUUCUUGUGCUUUAAAUCUGACUCCCUCUUCUGAUGCCAACUGUAGAAAUCAUUGCUUUUAAAUAGCUCAUUGCACAAUAGUCCCACUUGGAUAAUCUCCCUGAUUAUCUAGAUACCAGUCACAGCAUUAUCUAGAUCAGUGCUUUAUUGACCAAAGACUGGAAAUAGGUGAUGGUUAUCUUAGAAUUCUACCUAUGACACAGACUGCAAUUAUGUUUAGUGCCACUGCUGUUUUAAAUCAGAUCUGCCCAAAUGGAACUUAGGUACACAGCUAAGCAGUCACAUUGCUUUCGACCUGUCAAAUACUACUCAACAAGGGCCUCCUGUCCUUUGGCACAAGCUCCAGAAAUAGUACCCUUGAUCAAUAUCAGGUGUUAGGCAGAGGCCAGGCAGAUUUUUACAAGCAGUAGAGAGAAUGUGCACUUCUGCCUGUGUAAACCCAGUAGUGUCUGAUAAGGUUCCAGUUCUCCAUCUGCCCUAGUGCUUUUAGAGUUGAAACCUGGCAGUAGGGGUGAAAGGAGGACAAACGCAAUUUUUUUCCUUUUGACAUAGGGUGGUUUUGAACUCACGAUCUCCAGCCUCAGCCUCCUCAAUGCUGGGA
This is a messenger RNA of Castor canadensis (American beaver), 3698 nucleotides long. It is a transcript of the gene Rcl1, whose product is annotated as RNA terminal phosphate cyclase like 1. Gene Ontology annotation, cellular component: nucleolus. NCBI's taxonomy places the organism in Eukaryota, Metazoa, Chordata, Mammalia, Rodentia, Castoridae. Gene Ontology annotation, biological process: endonucleolytic cleavage of tricistronic rRNA transcript (SSU-rRNA, 5.8S rRNA, LSU-rRNA); ribosome biogenesis. The record is from RefSeq and is a predicted model, not a curated record. Gene Ontology annotation, molecular function: RNA endonuclease activity.